AUGGCGGCGUCGGAGGAGGACGAUGGCUUUGGGGAUGGGGAGCGGCUGGAUUUCCUGAACGAGCGGCAUGCCGUUCACAACCCGCACCUGGAAGACUACAAAACUGCAGGAGCUGAACAGCACACUUUUGAUGUGACCAUUUGGCCGAAAAACCCUGUGGUGGUGCAUGGUGGGUCUCUCUGGCUGAACUGCAGUGCCAGCUGUCAGGAAACAGAUGCCAGGGGAAGCUUGGAGACAUCUCUGAUCAAGGAGAAGAGAGACAAUGGGACCGGCUGGGCAGCCUUCCAGCUUGUGAACAUCACGGAGUGGGCGCCCACUGCACAGUGCUCCUUCAGCUGUUACGGAAAGCACAGAUCUGCGCAUGCAAACAUCACGGUGUAUCAGAUUCCAGAGCAGGUAGUGUUGGAUCCAUUGCCAAUGAUGGAGGUGGGUGAGGAAUAUAACUUGACAUGCCGGGUUUUCAGCGUUGCCCCCAUCCAGAACUUCACUGUGACCUUACAUAAAGGGAAGGAGGAGCUGUAUGUGAAGACCUUUGAGGACCACGGUGACAAUGCAGCCAGUGAUGUUGUGGUGACUCACACCACAGCUGCUCGGCAGGACGACCACGGGGAGGAAGUCACCUGCCACGCAGCCCUGGACCUGAGGCCGGAAGGGCCCUUCUUGGAGAAGGCAUCCUUCCCCAAGGUCCUAAAGGUCUUUGGUUUCCCUGAGCCUUCCUUGAAGAUCCUUCCAUCUCAGACUCUUGUGAAUGAUUCUGUGACCAUUAUAUGCAAUUCUUCUGAUACUCAGCCACCCGACAUUUCUCUUCAAAUCAAAAUUGCUUCUGGAAGGACCCUGGUGUCUGGCAACCAGCUCUCUCUGCAAUCCACCCUUAUAGUUGAGAAGGAAGAUAAUGGGAGGGAAUUCAUAUGUGAAGCAGAAUGGGUGAUUGGUGGCGAGACCAUCCUUAAGCAGACGUCUGCCAAUCUUACUGUCUUCUAUGUGCCGGAAAUGGAUGAGUCCAUUUGUCCCAGCAACCAUACGUGGGUAGAGGGGACACAUCAAACCCUCCACUGCCUGGCUAAGGGGAACCCCAAGCCAACUGUGGCUUGCUCCAAAGAAGGUGUGGCUCACAACAUGGAAAAGGAGACACAGGUUAACCGGACCCAAACCGGCGUCUAUAACUGUACUGCCACUAAUGAGCUCGGCUCCAUCACCAGAACCGUCACCAUCUAUGUGGAAUACGGGCCUCAGCUGAGUGAGUCUGACUGCCCAAGUAACCAAACUUGGGUUGAAGGCAGCCAACUGGAUUUCAUUUGCCAAGCUCAUGGGGUCCCAGUUCCAGACGUUUCCUGCGUGAAAGAUGGUAAAGUGUACAUUUCCAACAAACUGCAGAAUGUCACACAAAGCCAUGCUGGUGUUUAUCACUGCAACGCUACCAAUGCACAUGGAUCAAGCAGCAAGAUGGUCACAAGCAGGGUUGAGUAUGGGCCUGAGAUGAAUGAUUUGAGUUGCCCCCAUAGCUGGAUCUGGAAAUCAGGGACAGAGCAAAUGUUCACCUGCUCUGCUGGGGGAGACCCAGAGCCAACCAUCGAGUGCAUUAAGGAUGGUGUGACUUAUAGCCCUGGCCAUCUCCAGAGUGUCACCAGAGACUCUGCCGGCACCUACUUCUGCACAGCCACAAAUGUGCAUGGCUCCAGCACCAGAGUUGUGAGCAUUCAAGUGGAGUAUAAACCAGAAAUGGAUGAAUCUAGCUGUCCAAGUAACUGGAUCUUGGUGGAGGGGGCGCUGCCCUCCUUUACCUGUAAAGCUGAGGGGAUUCCACCUCCAGAGGUUACCUGCACCAAAGAUGGCAUAACAUACUACCUUAGCCAAGGACAAGGGAUCCCACUCUACAAUGGAACCUUCUGGUGCAAUGCCACAAACCGGCUUGGGAUAGCGGCUAAGGCAGUCGUGGUUGCAGUGGAAACCAAACCUAAAAUGGAUGAGUCCAGCUGCCCAAGCAACCAGACCUUGCUUGAGGGGACUUUGCAUUCGCUGGCCUGUGAAGCCAAUGGGACUCCCACCCCGCUGGUCAUUUGUGCCAAGGAGGGCGGCAUUGAGGAGUUCUACAGAGAACGGAAUGUCAGCAGGAAUGACUCUGGCAUCUACCAAUGCAAGGCCACCAAUGGCCACGGAACUGAGAGAUGGUUGGUGAAUGUGCAAGUGGAAUACAGGCCUGUUAUCUCCAUUCUGGCUGUCAGUGGUACCUUACCCAUCAGAAGGGGAGAAAACUUUACCAUCACCUGCCAAGCGGAUGGGUCUCCAGCUGCCAGCUACUCCUGGAAGGUCCCUCAGGCCUCCAACCUCAACUACGGUGGCAACAACAGCACAGUGACUGUUGCCAGUGCAGAUGGACAGAACAGUGGUGUGUAUGAGUGCACAGCCAGCAACAAGCAUGGGCAGCAGCACAGCCAGGUGGAGAUCAAGGUGGAAGAUCAUUGGCUUUACAUUAUUGCUGUCAUAGCAAUUGCUGCUGCCACCAUGUUGGUCCUGGGAGGAAUGGCUGGGGUCAUUUACUACCUCAAAUCCACAGCCUGUAAAAAAGGAGAGUACAAUGUCCGUGAUGCAGAGAAUUCCACCGAAGCUACUUGCCUAAACCGUGAGAGGACCUGUGAUGGUGACAUCUAUGGUAUACAGCUCACCAGAACCUGAGCAAGUCUCUGGACAGGUACCGUACCCCAGGCCUUGCCUGCUGAGACACAGCCAGAGAAGGAUCGGUAAAAGACACCUUUCCUGUACAACCACCACACUUCUACCACCAUCUCUGUCUCUGAAGGAAGGGCUCAUACACUGGAUUAUACAGUGCUCUGCUUCACUGUGGAGUUGCUGAGCAGCCCAUUAAGAGAGACACUGUUGAGGGUUCUCAGGGUGGAGAGCCAGCUUUUGUGCCCCAUGGUUAGGGUGCCAGCCAGACAUUUUGCAUGGCACUCUCCUACAUGGGUCUAUCCAUCUUCCUCCUCCUACAUUCUCUGUUGCUCCUGCCGCUGGAAAUAAUGGAACUGCAUUGUCCCUUCGAAAUGCAGUACUUAAACAGGUCACGGCCAUUCUGAUUUGUAGUCUGUUUAUACCUGUUAGCAAUACUUCAAAUGAUUUAAGCAUCAUUCUGCUUCACUCUGGAUGGUUGCAGUUGACUGGGGCCUUGCCAAAUGGGAAAUAGCAGCUU
This is a messenger RNA of Lacerta agilis (Sand lizard), 3184 nucleotides long. RefSeq names its product intercellular adhesion molecule 5 (gene ICAM5). Gene Ontology annotation, biological process: cell-cell adhesion. Gene Ontology annotation, cellular component: membrane. Lineage: Eukaryota; Metazoa; Chordata; Lepidosauria; Squamata; Lacertidae. The record is from RefSeq and is a predicted model, not a curated record. The transcript has 12 exons. Gene Ontology annotation, molecular function: integrin binding. Bases 1 to 2673 code for a protein of 890 amino acids.